ACUUGAGGAAAGCCCCCAGCCGAAACCCAAUCAGCAGUCAGUUGCAGUCGCGAAUUAGCGUCGCACAGGUGCGCCCUCUCCAGUGCUCUCUUCAGCGAAACGGCACAGAACAUCGAAACAUCGAAACUUGGAAACAUCGAAACUUCGAAACUUCGAACUUUGUGCGAGCAACUCUAGGCUAUACAUAUUAUAACGGAACAUGGUGCACAAGAAUCAGGAAAAGGAUGAGGAUCAGCUGAUGGUGCAGCGCGUGCUGGAACUGCAGGAUUGGAUAAAGCAGCAGUCGCAGCUGCCGCCGAAUAUAUCAUGCAUGUUGCUGCGCCGCUUUCUGCACACGACGCGAGGCGAUUUGGCUGCCACACAGCGCCUGAUGGAGCACAAUUAUGGACUGCGCAACAAGCAUGCCCAGAUCUUCAUUGAGCGCGAUCCAUUGGAUGCGAGCUCCCAGCAGCUGUUGCAAGUGGCCGACUUGGUGCCGCUGCCCGGCCUGACCCCGGAGAACAAUAAGCUGCUCUUCUACCGUUUGAUUGACUUCGAUGCAGACAAGUUCAACUUUACGGCCGGCAUUAAGGUCUUCUUCAUGGUGGCCGACUGCCGCUUUGCCACCGAGAACGACGGGCGGAUGUCGGACGGGGAGAUACCCAUUUUUGAUAUGGCUGGCUAUACGCUGCGGCAUCUGACCAAGACGGUGCUCAGCAGCCUGCGGGUGUACAUGAAGUUCGUGCAGGAGGCGCAUCCCGUGCGGCUAAAGGAGGUCCAUGUGCUGAAUUGCCCCUCGUAUCUGGACAAGGUGCUCACCGUGGUCAAGCCGUUCAUCAAGAGCGAGGUCUUCAAGCUGAUUCACUUCCAUUUGCCCAAUGCGGAGACGCCCUUCAAGCACUUUCCGCGCUCCAUGCUGCCGGAGGAGUAUGGCGGACAGGCUGGCAAGAUGUCCGAACUGAAGCAACAGUGGAUGCAACUGCUCAAGGAGCAGAGGGACUAUCUGAUGGAUGGCCAGAACUGGCAGCUAAACAAGGCCAAAAAGCUGUCCAACAGCAGCAGCAGCAACAGGAGAUCCAGCACAUCCAGCACAUCCCAUGCCGCUUCGGUUGCGCAGAGCCUUAAGAAUUUGGAAAUUGAUUAACCAACGAAUGGCGCAACUGUACCUACACACUUACAUCUUUAAUUUUUUGUUUGUUUUCAUGCCACAUCAACCAUGCCCCCACUCGCAGCCCAAGCUGUGCUCGGGGACCGCUCUGUUAAUAUACAUGUAUAUUAUUCAUACGUUUA
Messenger RNA from Drosophila guanche, 1269 nucleotides. RefSeq names its product alpha-tocopherol transfer protein. The record is from RefSeq and is a predicted model, not a curated record. Bases 200 to 1123 code for a protein of 307 amino acids. NCBI's taxonomy places the organism in Eukaryota, Metazoa, Arthropoda, Insecta, Diptera, Drosophilidae. Gene Ontology annotation, cellular component: membrane. The transcript has 5 exons. Gene Ontology annotation, molecular function: phosphatidylinositol bisphosphate binding.